AUGCGUCUCAGCUACAUCUUCCCAGUGGUGAUAGCAGCCAUUCUGCACGCUAGCGGCUCCGCACUCCCCACGACUAUGGAGUCCAACCAAGCCACGCUCGCAAAUGAGGCAUCACCUGGUAUACACGGCGCGGACGCCGGGCGACUAUUGCGUGGUGUCGACAAGGAUGCCGUAAAGAAAGAGGAUCUCGUGCAAGAAGAGAGAAGUGUAUUCAAGAACUUGGGGAAAUCCUCAGGGAAAUACCUGAAGAAAUUCGGGCAUUGGCUCGUAUGGAAAUAUGAUAAACCGAGACAAUAG
This is a messenger RNA of Phytophthora nicotianae INRA-310, 297 nucleotides long. RefSeq lists its product as hypothetical. Bases 1 to 297 code for a protein of 98 amino acids. The record is from RefSeq and is a predicted model, not a curated record. The transcript has a single exon. NCBI's taxonomy places the organism in Eukaryota, Oomycota, Peronosporomycetes, Peronosporales, Peronosporaceae.